AUGCCAGCAAUGAUUCUCAAGAGCUUGAUUCUUCUAGGCAACGAGCAGUCACUGGCCACUCGAUUCACCCCCUUCACGGAACUUGAUAUCAACCCUCUCCCAAAAUCGCAUCGACGAGGUCUAAUAGUAAUCGCAAUCAUGGCCUCUCUUUCUCUCAUUGCAACAUCUAUGCUCCUCGUUUUCAUCACCUAUCGACUUGUUUUCUGGCGCGGGACCUACGCGCGAUACAUCGGUUACAACCAGUACAUCAUUCUUAUUUACAACCUUGUUCUGGCAGAUUUCCAACAGUCACUUGCUUUUAUAAUUUGUAUAAAAUGGAUCUUGGAAGACAAAGUCCAGUCUGGCUCCACCGGAUGCUUUCUCCAGGGGCUAUGGCUUCAAAUUGGAGACCCCGGCAGUGGUCUUUUCGUGUUUGCCAUUGCCUUCCACACACUCCUUUUAGUUGUCUGGGGACGCAAAAUGUCCCACAAGUUCUUCAUCUGUUACAUCCUCGGUGUCUGGGGCUUUGUGGUUACAAUCGUAAUUAUCCCAAUAGCACUACACGGGUUCGAUGUUUUCGUGCCGUCUGGGGCUUGGUGCUGGAUCAACGAUGAAUACAAGACCAUCCGUUUGUGGACUCACUACUUUUGGAUCUUCGUUGCUCAAUUCGGCACAGUCGCGUUCUACGCCGUCAUGUUCUUCCAGCUGCGCCGGCAGAUGGCCGCCUCCGCCAUCCUUGGCAAUAGCCAACUGGAGAGCCUCAAGCGUCUACGCCGUGUCGUAGGUUAUAUGACUACCUACCCAAUCGUCUACAUCAUCCUGUCGAUGCCCCUCGCAGCAGGUCGUAUGGCCGCAGCCAACGGCAAUCCACCCAGUGCCACAUUCUUCUGCUUUUCCGGUGCCAUCAUUACCAGCUCUGGGUUAGUCGAUGUCAUUAUGUACACUCUCACCCGCCGCAACCUGAUCCUCGACUCGGAACCCAAUCCAAACCGCUCCUACAACAUAUUUACCCGCAGCAAGGCCAAGAGAGGCGGCGAUACCCAAUUAAACACCAUCACGGUUGACAAUACACGCAAACUGGGCGACAGGUUCAUUGAUGAUUUUGGCCGUCACGGCUCAACGGAUAACAUCGUUCCACCCAGCAAAAUGGGCCGCCACGGCCAUGAUUUUGAAAGGAACUCCCUCGUUAAAGUGUACCAAGAAACCACCAUUGAAAUCACGCAUGAACCAGCAUAUUCUACUGAAACCCCCAGUCAGCGCUCUAGUAAGGAGGACUUCUCCCCUGGGUCGCCUCACUCAAGAUGGCUGAGAUGA
Penicillium digitatum Pd1 is the source of this 1293-nucleotide messenger RNA. It is a transcript of the gene gprC, whose product is annotated as protein gprC. The record is from RefSeq and is a predicted model, not a curated record. Gene Ontology annotation, molecular function: G protein-coupled receptor activity. Gene Ontology annotation, biological process: cell surface receptor signaling pathway; adenylate cyclase-activating G protein-coupled receptor signaling pathway. NCBI's taxonomy places the organism in Eukaryota, Fungi, Ascomycota, Eurotiomycetes, Eurotiales, Aspergillaceae. Gene Ontology annotation, cellular component: plasma membrane.